UUAGAAAACAAAUUUAUCUGACUAACCAACCUCAUUCUAGGAUUUGGGCUGAGGAAUUGGAAUACACUGGUAAAUAAGAUAGACAUGGUCACUGACCCCCAAGGAACUUGUAGUCUAGUGGCUUCAUCAUGAAAAUAAACAUCUGUGUAUUGAACUGACUUUUUCUUGUGGUUGAAAGCCUGAAGGCUUAUUAAGCAUCAAAAGUGUUGGUAUAGACUUCAAUUAGGGGCACAGAGAGGUUUGUGGAUUAGGACUGUUUGAGAAUUUUAUUGAUGUCUAUGUUCUUUACUCAAAGACCACCAGGAACAUACCUGUAGUUAAGUAAGUUGGGUUUAUUACUCAGUGCUGUGAGGGAGAACACAUGACAUGGGGGGCUGUGGGGUGUAGGAAAGCAUAUAUUCUAGUUUUGAACUUUGGUUGAGUGAUUGGGGGAUGGGUCUUUGGAAACAAGUUGUAUUAGUUUCCUAGGCCUUUUGUAACAAAGUACCACAAACUCAGUGACUAAAAACAAUAGAAAAGUAUUCUCUCACAUUUCUGGAGCUGGAUGUUUGAAAUCAAGGUGUCAGCAGGGUCAUGCUUCUUCUGAAGGCUCUGUGGAAAAAAACCUUCCUAUAUCUUCCUAAUGUCUGAUGGUGGCCAACAAUCCUUGGUGUUCUUGGCUUGCAGCUGCAUUUCUCUAAUCUUUGCCUCUGUUCACACAGAUUUCUUCCCCUUGUCUCUAAGUCUCUCCUUUAUAAGGACACUAGUCCCACUCUAAUCCAGUAUAACUUCAUCUUAAUUUGAUUACACCUGCAAAGACCCUAUUUCCAAAUAAGGCAACAUUCUGAGAUUCCAGGUGGACAUGAAAUUUUUUAAAAGUACAUUUAUUUGUUUGUUUGUUUGUUUGUUUUUAGAGCAGUUUUAGGUUUAUAACAAAAUUGAAUGGAAGGUACAGAGGUUUCCCAUAUACCCUGCUGCCUCCACCAAUGCACAGCCUCUUCUGCCUUCAACAUCCUCCACCAGAAGGGUAUCCACUACACACACCCUGUCUGAUCCUCCAGUGGAAACAAGAGGAGGACCUGGAGAUAGCAAAGAGAGGACCUGUCGAGCAGGAGCACCAGGAAGGUUUUGAGACUCGAUUUAAAGCUAAUGAAUCAGUCACUUCGCAAGAUAUCCAUGGAGAAAAAAAAUCCAGUGAACAGGGAAUAGUAAGAUUCAGAAGGAAUGAUUCCUGGUCGUCUAUCUUAUACAAAAACUGGGAAUACCGUGGUGUUGAUUAUAAGAACAAAAACCAUGAGAGACAUUUGAGAAGUCAUGUGAUGGAGGACAUCUAUGAAUGUAAUGAAGCAGAUCAGUGUCGACAAAUCUUUGGCUUAAUUUCAGAUCUUAAUAUACUCAAGAGAACUACUGACGUAAAAUCCUAUGAAUGCUAUGAGUGUAAAAAGAUCUUCAUGGAUCAUUUAUCCCUUAAGAAUCACAUCAGCUCUCACACUGGAAGCAAACCCUAUCAGUGUAAGGAAUGUGGGAAAGCUUUUCAUUUUCUCGCUUGUUUUAAGAAGCAUAUGAAAACUCCCACUGAAGAGAAACCCUAUGAAUGUAAGGAAUGUACCAAAGCCUUCGGUUGUUCUUCAUUCUUUAGGGCACAUAUGAAGAUUCACACUGGAAAGACAAACUGUGAAUGUAAAGAAUGUGGAAAAACCUUUAGCUGUUCUUCAUCUCUAACAGAACACAAAAGAAUUCAUAGUGGAGAUAAGCCUUAUGAAUGUAAGGAAUGCGGGAAGGCCUUUAGUUGUUCCUCCUCACUGUCCAAACACAAAAGAAUUCAUAGUGGAGAUAAGCCAUACGAAUGUAAGGAAUGUGGGAAGGCCUUUAGUUCUUCCUCUCACCUUAUAAUACAUAUAAGAAUUCAUACUGGAGAGAAGCCUUAUGAAUGUAAAGAGUGUGGAAAGGCCUUUAGUGAGUCCUCAAAACUCACAGUACAUGUCAGAACACAUACAGGAGAGAAACCCUAUAAAUGUAAGGAGUGUGGGAAGGCCUACAAUUGUCCCUCUUCCUUAAGUAUUCAUAUGAGAAAACACACUGGAGAGAAACCCUAUGAAUGUCUAGAAUGUGGAAAAGCUUUCUAUCUUCUCACUUCCCUUAAUACACAUGUGAAAAAUCAAAGUAGAGAGAAACCCUAUGAAUGUAAGGAAUGUGGAAGAGCCUUUAGUUGUCCCUCCUCCUUUAGAGCACAUGUGAGAGAUCACACUGGAAAGAUACAAUAUGAAUGUAAGGAAUGUGGGAAGGCUUUUAGUCGUUCCUCAUCCCUCACUGAACACUUGAGAACUCACAGUGGAGAGAAGCCUUAUGAAUGUAAGGAAUGCGGGAAAGCCUUUAUUAGUUCUUCCCACCUUACAGUCCAUGUAAGAACUCACACUGGAGAGAAACCUUAUGAAUGUAAGAAAUGUGGAAAAGCCUUUAUUUAUCCUUCAGCCCUUAGGAUCCACAUGAGAACGCACACUGGGGAGAAACCCUAUGAAUGUAAGGAAUGUGGGAAAGCCUUUCGUCAUUCUUCAUACCUUACUGUACAUGCCAGAAUGCACACUGGAGAGAAACCAUUUGAGUGUCUAGAAUGUGGGAAAGCCUUCAGUUGUCCCUCAUCCUUUCGAAGACAUGUAAGGAGCCACACUGGUGAGAAACCAUAUGAAUGUAAGGAUUGUGGGAAAGCCUUUGUUUGUCCUGCCUACUUUCGAAGACAUGUGAAAACACAUAUUAGAGAAAAUAUAUGAAUGUUGAGAAAUUUGGAAAUGUCUGCAAGGCUUUUCAAAUCUUGUAACGUGAGAUCUCACACUGUGGAGACAUCCUUUGAAUGUAAGAAAGUAUGAAAUUGUUGCUCAUCUUUUUGAAGACUCUUGAGAACUCACAACUGAGAAGCCCUGUGUAUGUAAACCAUGUGGCAACGCCUUCAUGAAUAUCACUUAUAAGUCAAAAUUUAUAAGCAAUUCAUACUAGAAGCAGAGAUCAGUGCCUCACCCUUAGAAUGGAAUGUUGGCUCAUUGAUUUCCAGUUUUUAUUUUUCGAUAGGAAUAUUUAAGGUGAUAAUUUUCCUCUAAUACCUUUCACCUCUAAUAUGUUGUAUUCUGAAGUGCUUUUAUUUUGGUUCAGAUGUAAAUGUUAUUUCCAUCACUAAGUCUUGGACCUAUGGGGGCCUUGAAGUGUAUUUUUUUUUUUCAUAUCCAGGCAGGAAGGGUCCUUUUAAAAAUUAGUUUCUGAUCAACUCAUUGCUCUCUUAAGUGUGCUGUCAUUAUGGUAUGGGCACUUUGGUAUUUGUAAUUUCUUUUACAAUUUUCUUUUGUAAUUGGUAAUUUCAUUUUGAUUUAGUUCGGCAGAUUCUGGAAAUUGCCUACCCAAUAUCUCCGCCCCCCCUUUUUUAUUUUACAAAAAACCUACAUUUUUUGAUGUUAUCAGUUGACUAUUGUAAGCUAAUAAGUAAUUAAUAAGAUUAGUGCAGAAAUUAAUAAGACACUUGCAAGAAGUGUCUCAUCUGAUAUGUUUUUGUAUUUUGUUCUUUGUCCUUGCUCAUGGGCGAGAAAUGGACCUAGUGUUUUGAGAUUAAAGAGGGACUUUGUCACAAGAAAGCUAGAAGUAAAGUUGGUUGGGCUGGCUUGUUGUGUUAAUUUGGGCAUGGCUGGGACUCCAUUUCCCAGAACCACUUCCAUAUGCAGUUCCAGGUUAGAGUUGUCUAAAAUAAAGAGUUUGCAUGAAAAUUGGAAGGCCGAGGCUAGGAUCCAUGAUUUUUAGUUUAAUGAGGCCGUGAGACAGGGAGCCAUAUGCAUAGGUGUCUCGUGGGCUCUCGUUUCUUCUCAUUUUCCUGAUUACUGGCCCCACUAAUCAAUACUGGCUCAGAUGGAACAGUAAGCACGUGACUUGUUACCUCAGAAGCAGCAGCUCCACAGACAUCUCUGUAAAUUCCUCCAUCAUGGCCACACACAGCCUCUCAGAUCUUCUGGCAGGUUCUAGCAUUGUCAUUUUGCUGAUAUUACAGUUCCUCCGGCACAUCAACUGAUUAUAUAGAAUUGGACCCAGUUUGGAGCAGGAUUGUUGUCAUCUACACAGUCCAGUUCUAUUAUGUCACCCUACUCAAGGGGAAAGAUACAUCUAUAUAAGUUACUGUAAUCUCAAAAUAAGAAGAGCUGUGGACAGUGAAAAUUAGAUAUAAUUGAGGUAAGCAUCAGAUAAGGUGUGAUCCCAUUUAGCUGUGGACAGUGAAAAUUAGAUAUAAUUGAGGUCAGCAUCAGAUAAGGUGUGAUCCCAUUUAUAUUUGACACCUUCAAACAGGGAAGAUUUUACCACUUUUUUAUCUGAUAAUUUAGAAGUUAUUUGGUUUGUGCUUUAUCUCUAAAAGUACAGUCCUGCGUUACAUAACAUUUUAGUCAACAACAGACUGCAUAAGAGUAUAUUAGAGCUGAAAAAUUCCUAUUGCUGAAACAGUCUAUGAUGUUUGCACAAUGAUGAAGUUUCUCCAUAUAUCCCAGUCGUUAAGUAGCACAUCACUGUAUAUCUAUACCACUUUCCCUUAAUUACUUUUUAUUUUAUUAAGGCAUACAUACAUAUGCAUGAAGUGUGCCACUCUUAAGUGUACAGCUUAAUGUAACUUCACAUAUGUAUACACUCUGACAAACAGAACAUUUUCCAGAACUCUAGAAAGUUCAUUAAUCUGCCUUCUCAAUAAUUGCUCCACAGAAGCAACCACAAUUUGACUUUUAUUACAAUUUAUUAUGUUUGCGUGUUCUUGAUUUUUAUAUAAAUUAAAAUACAGUACAUACAGUUAUGUGUUUGGCUUCUUUUCUCAACAUAAUGUCUGUUUGCCUUUUAAUUGUGCUUUUGACAGACUUACACUUAUUUCUGUUGGGAAAUGCUUUGUAUGUAGAAAUGAGAUUAGUGCAUCAAAGGGUAGACUUUAUGGUAGGUAUUCCAGUUUUUAAAAAGGUUGAUUCCACCUAUAAUCCUAAAAGCAAUGCAUGAAAAUUCCAAUUGUUCCACAUACCUGGCCAGCCCUUUCUAAUUUUAGUCAUUCAGCAGAAGAUGUGGUAAUAUCUUGUUUUUGGUUUUAAUUUGCGUUUACCUGAUAUGAUGUCAAAUGCUUAUUUUUAUCUACUUAUUGGGUAUUUGGAUAUCUUUUAUGAGAUUUGAAGCAUGUACCCCCUCGUUUUUUUAAAUUUGAAGCAUUUUCUUCUGGUUACUUGUCCUUUAUUGUAUGCAUAUCUCUAUAGUUGCAUAUAUAUGUAUACAUAUAUAUACCAUGUAUUAUAGAUUAUAUGUAUGUUAUGUACAUCAUAUAUACAUAUAUUGCAGAUAAUUUUUCCCAGCCUCAAGCUUGUCUUUUUACUCUUUUCAUAUUUGUUAGAUAUAAAGGGAAUUUAUUAGUUUAAUUACUGAAAAGUCCUUGAGUAUAAUUAGCCUCAGGCAUGGCUGUUUCCUGGGGCUAAAAAGAUACUAUUUGAAUGAAUUCAAUUUCAAUAUCUUGGCUAUACAUAUUUCUGCAUUGGUUGUUCUUCCUGGCAGGCUGUCUCUCUUCAUUGUGGGACUUAGAAGAUUCAAGUAGCUUUCUUUCCAGGUUGAAUUCUCAGGGAGAAGAGAAUGAUGGUCUCUUAUGACAAUUCCAAUAUGAUUAUUGAAAUUGAAUUUGAUUGACUUACUUGUUCACUGUUAUCCACGGGAAUGUAAUACUCUGAUUUCUUUAGGACUAGCUCCAGUUCUCAUCCAGAAACCAGAGUAGAAUCUGCACCAAAUGAAUUAUAGAGUCCUGGCAAUUGUGAUGUAUAUCGGGAGGGGAGGAGACAGCAGUGGGCAGGUGGGAUCUAGAAAUAAAGGUAAUAAUGUCAGCUACCAUGCUGUGCUUACUCUGGGUUUUCAAUGGGAAGGAACUAUGAAGUUUGGGAACUCAGCCAGGGCUAAGUAGUUCUGGACAUUUUUCCUGAAAGGGUAUCUGUUAACAUGUCUCGAAAUUGUAAAAGAUUGCUUCUCAAUCUUUAUGUUGUUUUGUAGUAUUUUUGGAAAUCAGGUAGUGAGAGCCUUCCAACUUUUUAAUUCUUUAAUAUUGUCUUGCCUUUUUAUUCACCGUUUGUUUCUAUAUUUUAGAAUCUUAUUUAUUUUUACAAAUCUAGGAUUAUGCUUGGAACUGCAUUGAAUGUAUAGAAUAACCUGAAUAAAAUUGACAUGUUUACAGUA
This is a messenger RNA of Pteropus alecto (black flying fox), 6189 nucleotides long. Its product is annotated as zinc finger protein 699. Gene Ontology annotation, biological process: regulation of DNA-templated transcription. The transcript is spliced from 4 exons. Bases 966 to 2747 code for a protein of 593 amino acids. The record is from RefSeq and is a predicted model, not a curated record. Lineage: Eukaryota; Metazoa; Chordata; Mammalia; Chiroptera; Pteropodidae.